Quercus robur (English oak) is the source of this 2427-nucleotide messenger RNA. Its product is annotated as pentatricopeptide repeat-containing protein At1g06143-like. The transcript has a single exon. Gene Ontology annotation, biological process: RNA modification. Gene Ontology annotation, molecular function: protein binding; RNA binding. NCBI's taxonomy places the organism in Eukaryota, Viridiplantae, Streptophyta, Magnoliopsida, Fagales, Fagaceae. The coding region runs from base 510 to 2240 and encodes 576 amino acids. The record is from RefSeq and is a predicted model, not a curated record.
CGUACUCUCUUUUCUUUCACCGUCUCUCUUUCUCUUUUCUUCUUUCUUUCACCGGCCUCUCUCUCUCUCUCUGCGGCUUCUGAUCUGUCUCUCACCGACCUCUCUAUCUGGCCUCGUGAAAUAAUCUUGCCUCAUGAGGAAGGCUGAGCGUGAGGAGGAGUUCGACAGCUGCGGUGUGGCCAAGGAAGGCAACAAUUUUGGUGGAUCGAUGAAGCUUUGCACGUUGAGGUUAGCGUAUUGAGUUGAUUAGAGGCAUUGAUUCGAUCUAAAAUUUAGGGCUGUGAUUCUGAAAUUUGGGUUUGAAUUGGAUUGGAUCAGAUUUUGGAGCUCCAUUGAAAUUUGUGAUUUUGGUGGUCUGAUUUGGUUGUGACUUUCUGCAUUCUUCCUUAGAGUUUCCUGUAGAGAUCUUAUUUUAAACAAAAAGAUCAGGUUAUGUAUGCGGAAUCUGAAUAGUAUUACUUUUCAACCAAAAAAAAAAAAAAUCAACUAGAGCAGUGUCUGUGAAGUACAUGAAAUCCAUAACUAACUUUAACCACUUUUCAGUUCCAAAACCACUCCAACACAUACUCACUCGGAAACAAUCUAUACUUGAUCAGUUAAAGACAUGUUCCAACCUAAAGAACCUGGGAUCUGUGUUUGCCUCUAUGAUCAAAACCAACGCAAACCAAGAUUGUUUUUUAGUGAACCAAUUUAUUAGCGCCUGCUCCAACUUUUUGCGAAUAGAUUACGCAAUUUUAGCAUUUACCCACAUGGAAAAUCCCAAUAUUUUUGUCUACAAUGCAAUGAUAAGGGGAUUUGUUCAUUGUUUUCACCCAACUCAAGCUUUGGAAUGUUACAUACAUAUGUUGAGAGUUGAAGUUAUGCCAACAAGUUAUACGUUUUCAUCGUUGAUUAAGUCUUGUGCUUCGCUUUCAGCUUUGGGUUUUGGUGAAGCUGUGCAUUGUCACAUCUGGAGAAAUGGGUUGAAUUCACAUGUGUUUGUUCAGACUGCUUUGAUUGAUUUCUAUUCGAAUUUUGGCAAAAUUGGUAGAUCAAGAAGGGCGUUUGAUGAAAUGCCUAAGAGAGAUGUUUAUGCAUGGACUACGAUGGUUUCUGCUUAUGUCCGUACGGGGGAUUUGAGUUCUGCAAGGGGAUUGUUUGAGGAGAUGCCUGAGAGGAAUACUGCUACAUGGAACACUAUGAUUGAUGGAUAUGCAAGAAUGGGGAAUUUCGAUUCUGCAGAGUUGUUGUUCAAUCAGAUGUCUGUAAGGGAUAUAAUCUCAUGGACAACCAUGAUCGCUUGCUAUUCUCAGCACCAGAAAUUUAGAGAAGCAUUAGCAAUAUUUAAUGAAAUGACGAGGAAUGGGAUCCAUCCUGAUGAAGUGACCAUGGCAACUGUUAUAUCAGCUUGUGCCCAUCUUGGAGCUCUUGAUUUAGGAAAGGAAAUUCAUCUUUAUAUAUUGCAGAAUGGAUUUGAUGUUGAUGUUUAUAUUGGGUCUGCGCUUAUUGAUAUGUAUGCCAAGUGUGGGAGCUUAGAUAGGUCACUUUCAGUGUUCUUCAAGUUGCGGGAGAAAAACUUGUUUUGUUGGAAUUCAGUUAUAGACGGGCUUGCAGUUCAUGGGUAUGCAGAUGAAGCACUAAAGAUGUUUAGGGGAAUGGAGAGGGAGAAGAUCAAACCUAAUGGAAUUACUUUUAUUAGUGUUCUAAGUGCCUGCACUCAUGCAGGACUUGUUGAAGAAGGCCGAAGGAUGUUUUUGAGCAUGACAGAUGAUUACUCAAUCAUUCCUGAAGUUGGACACUAUGGAUGUAUGGUUGAUCUAUUGAGCAAAGCAGGCUUGUUUAAAGAUGCACUAGAGUUGAUAAGAAGCAUGAAAGUUGAACCAAACAACAUUAUAUGGGGGGCCUUGUUAGGUGGGUGCAAGGUCCACAGAAACUUGGAGAUUGCUCAAGUUGCUGUUAAGGAACUGAUGGCUUUGGAGCCAAACAACAGUGGCCAUUACAAUCUUCUGGUUAACAUGUAUGCUGAAGUGAAUAGAUGGGGUGAGGUUGGAAAAAUCCGGGCAGCCAUGAAGAAUAUAGGAGUGGAAAAGAAAUGUCCUGGAUCCAGUUGGAUUGAAAUGGAAAGGAAGAUUCAUCAGUUUGCAGCAUCUGAUAAAUCUCACCCAGCUUCUAGUGAAAUUUACCUAUUGCUGGCAGAAUUAGGUGGGCAACUGAAGCUAGUUGGCCAUGUACAUGAACUAAUUUGGAGGGAUUUAGCGUGAGCUGCCUACACCUUUUGGGGCAUAUGUAACAUAUUAUUCUUUGGGGUUCUUUACAUGGUCAUCCCCGCUCAAUUUGUUGGUAAGAAUUGACCAUAAUCAUUGGAAAAUAUAAAAAGAAGCUGAAUGGUUUCUUUGCCAACAUAUAAAUAAAAGCGAAGAGAAAAAGAUUAAAUUACCAACCAGGAAA